GCUCUCAGCUAUGGCGGAACCGGAGGAAGACGAUGACUACAUGGCGGACCUCUCUCGGUUUCUCCCUCCAGAAGCUUCCGGUCCUCUCCCGAAAAAGGUUUCGAAUAGUAAAGCCUCAAGUGUUGCGCAACCCUAUAAGAAAAAACCGAGAGCGCCAAAUUGGCAGGAGCAGCGUAAGAUUGAUAGGGAGAGAAAGCAGCAGGAGGAGGAUGAGAAAACCUUGGCGAAUAUUGAGGCGCCGAUUCCGCAGUCCAACGUAGGGUUCAAGCUUUUGAAGCAAAUGGGAUAUACACCGGGUACUGCACUAGGGAAGGAGGGGUCAGGCCGGGCCGAGCCGGUGAAGGUUGAUAUUCGGCGGUCGAGAGCUGGGAUUGGGAGGGAGGAUCCGAGUAAGGAGAAGAGGAAGAGAGAGGAGAGGAGGUGGGAGGAGGAAAAGAGGAAUGAGGAGAGCUUGAUGGAGGAGUUUGGGUCCAGGAAGAAGUCGCAGUGGCAGAUUCGGAGAGUUGUGGUUAAUUAUAACAAGGCCAAGGCGGUUUUGGAGCAGCUGGAGAAUAAGGAGGUUGUGUUGCCGGAUAAGAGUGAGGAGGAGGGAGAGGAUGGGGAAGAGGAGCUGAUUACGGAAGAGGAUUUACAAGAAAUAUUGAUGAAACUGAGAGAUGAACAUCAAUACUGCCUCUUCUGUGGAUGCCAGUAUGAAUCAAUGGAGGAACUAUUAUCCAGUUGUCCUGGAAUUGAUGAAGACGAUCACUGAAGUUAAAUCCUGAUGUGUGGACAUGUCCAGAAUUUAUUCUGUGUUUGACAGAGAAUACUAAGGAAGGGGUUAUGCAGCUCGAUUUAGACAUGGGGUGUACUUGCUUGGAAUGAAGGAAUUUUUGUGCUUGAUAUGCAACUGUGCGGGGCAAAAGCCAGUAGGAAGGCAGUGAAGUUGCUCACAGAGAACUUCCUUGAUUUUCUGCAGGCCUGAAGCUAGCCCCAACCUCAGAGGAAGCUGCUGGCAGUAACGGUCAAGUGUUUCUUCUCUACUUCUCCAAUUCUCCCAUGAGGGAUAGUGUACGCGAUGUGGAAUUCGUAUUGCAUAUACACCAGAGGGCAGUACCACGACACUGUCUACACCUAUCAAAUAGAGUAGUUAGUUGAGAGGCUGAAGCCGAAUGUAACUUAUGAAGUUGACUUCUGGCUCUGGCAUAGCCCUUAUUUCUUUUUCUUUUUUCUUUGGCAGUUUUAACAUUGAACUGCAAUAUAGUUUGAAAUGAAUUCAGAAUCUUUACUGUAAAGAGCUUUUUAGGUUACAAAGCUUAGAUGCUUUAAAAUCUGCAAGGACUAGGGUUUUCCCACUUUGCCCAUCACUUAGUGUAGGUCGGCGAUUUCAACUUUGUUAUUAAUGGCCGUAAUGCAAUUUCUGAAGUUCAGCUCUUUUUCUUUGCCUUCGCUUCUUAGCAUCUGUGGAGCACCGAUGGGUUAUUUAUCAGCUCCUAAAUGAAGCUCUUGUUUUACGUCAAA
This is a messenger RNA of Argentina anserina (silverweed cinquefoil), 1500 nucleotides long. RefSeq lists its product as uncharacterized. Lineage: Eukaryota; Viridiplantae; Streptophyta; Magnoliopsida; Rosales; Rosaceae. Gene Ontology annotation, molecular function: nucleic acid binding. Gene Ontology annotation, cellular component: kinetochore. The transcript has 4 exons. The coding region runs from base 11 to 751 and encodes 246 amino acids. The record is from RefSeq and is a predicted model, not a curated record.